Messenger RNA from Suillus plorans, 1758 nucleotides. RefSeq names its product natural resistance-associated macrophage protein-domain-containing protein. The coding region runs from base 1 to 1758 and encodes 585 amino acids. Gene Ontology annotation, cellular component: membrane. Lineage: Eukaryota; Fungi; Basidiomycota; Agaricomycetes; Boletales; Suillaceae. Gene Ontology annotation, molecular function: cadmium ion transmembrane transporter activity; manganese ion transmembrane transporter activity. The record is from RefSeq and is a predicted model, not a curated record. The transcript has 9 exons. Gene Ontology annotation, biological process: iron ion transport; intracellular manganese ion homeostasis.
AUGCAUUCAAACACCUCAUCACCAUCAUUACAUGAUGAUUCCUCUGCGCAGACGUUGCAACAGGGGUUGCGAAAUAAGAUGUCUGUCAGUUCUGCAUUGAAGGCCGUGGUGCACCACUUCAAAAGACAUGUGGGCGUCGGUAUCAUAUGUGCAGUCGGUUAUUUCGAUCCCGGUAAUUGGAGCGUCGAUAUUCAAGCAGGCGUUAGCUUUGGGUAUCGACCUAUGCUAUUCGUUAUUUUACUCGCUGGAAUCAUUGCAGUGUUGGCAGCUAGACUCGGCUGUGUAACUGGUCUAGAUUUGGCUCAUCAUUGUAGACUACUUCUCAAUGACCAUCCAAAGCACCCACGGUUGGUCCGGCGACUUGUGCUGUAUCCUCUCUAUGCCCUAUGCGAAAUAGCCAUCAUCAGCACGGAUCUUGCAGAAUUACUUGGUUCGGCCAUCGGUAUCUGCCUGCUUUUUCCAAAAGUCCCCCUGUGGUCCGCCGUGCUCAUUACUGGUGUCGACGUUUUUAUCUUCCUCAUCGUAGGCGACCCCUCGCGAACAGGACGUCCAGUGCGAUUUUUUGAGCUGGUAAUCAUAUUAUUGGUUGCAAUGGUCUUCAUAUGUUUCAUCUUGCUACUAGUCAAGGUCCACCCAGACUGGCCACAGGUGUUUUUGGGCUUCGUGCCAUCUUCGGGUCUUUUUCAGUCACAGCCCAACGCAAUCUAUGCAGCCAUUGGAAUUAUUGGUGCCACGGUCAUGCCCCAUGCGCUGUUUCUGGGCUCGAACCUUGCAACCCAGGAUCGUGUUUCAGACCCACCAAAGCCACUUCCGACACCUGCAGACGCAAGGCGGCUGUCAUUUUCUCAAAGAUUUAAACAGUUUUGGAGGAGUAUUUUAUAUUUUUCACGAUCAGAACGUGACACCGGGAAAGACUAUACCUCUCGACAUGGGUUUCGUCAGAACAACUCGUUAGAAUUUAUUCGCGCUCAUAUUAGCCACGGAACCGUCGAUCUCGUAUUCAGUCUAUUGGGACUUGCGGUGCCAAUCAACUCGGCGAUAUUGAUUUUGGCCGCUGCCAUGUUCUACUCGUCCGACUACAACGCCUCAAUCGGACUGGAAAACAUGCAUACCUUGAUGCAACAAACGCUUGGGUCAGCCGCAGCAGUAAUCUUUGCACUCGCCCUGGUCUGCUCGGGCCAAACUGCCAGCAUUACGGCGACGCUUGCAGGACAGAUUGUCUCCGAAGGAUUUAUAUCGUGGAACAUCUCUCCAUUUAUCCGCCGUCUUCUCACACGCCUGAUCAGUCUAAUACCCUCUAUGAUCGUGGCUAUUUCAUCUGGGGGGGCAGGAAUUAACGCUCUCCUCAUUGCAUCACAAGUCGCCCUGUCAGUUGUCCUCCCCUUCGUCGCAUUCCCCCUCAUCUACCUCACGUCGUCAAAAACGGUGAUGUCUGUCAGAACGCCGAAAGUGAUCCAAGAAAAACUUGUCAAGACUCCGCCGAUAACUUCCACGCACGCAAAAUUCCCUGUUUCUGACGCACUGUCUACCCACCGGGUGGGCACUAGCAUUACAGUUGUUGAGCGAAACAUUGAAGGUCGUGAUGAUUCAAUGAAACAUUCGUCAAUACAGGCAUACGAAACACAGGAAACCCAGGAAUACAGUGUUGUCGACUUCAGCAACGGAUAUAUCGUUACAUGGCUUUCAUGGAUCAUCUGGGUGGUGAUAUUUGCUGCCAACGUUUAUGCUAUUGUGAUGCUUGGAUUAGGACAAACGUGA